AUGUCGGUGGCUUUCACGAAUCUCUCGUGGUGGUUAUGGAGUGGAAAGCAUCAAGAAUCAAGAGUUCCGAAGGGGGGUUCGAAAAAUUCUUCAACGGAUUUGAACAUGUUGGAAUCUGAGGUAAUGAGAUUUCCUUUGGUUCAGGCCAACAUUGGUUCGUCGUCGAGAAAGGUGAAGAGAAAAUGGAAUAGUAGGGAGGAGAGAAAAGUAGAUAGGGAAUAUGAUGUUGUUCUUGUUCCAUCUGAUGGGGGGUGUGUUUCGGGUUCUGAAUCAGAUGAUUCGGAUUGGUCAAUUGGAUGGUUGGAACCUCAUGGACCUGGUUUUCCAAGUGAUGAUGAAACUGAUAAUAGUUUUGCAGUGUUGGUUCCUUGUUAUGGAAGGGAUAAUGGUAGGAUUCAAGAGGAUACUAAAACCAACUUGCUCAAUGGUGUUGGAAUUUUUUUGGAUAGUUAUUCCGAUGAAAGCAAGAAAUAUGUGGAAAACUGGCUAUCUUCUCUUCGAAACACUUGA
This is a messenger RNA of Lathyrus sativus (Indian pea), 510 nucleotides long. Lineage: Eukaryota; Viridiplantae; Streptophyta; Magnoliopsida; Fabales; Fabaceae. The record is from the annotation of a GenBank genome assembly.